Trypanosoma rangeli is the source of this 675-nucleotide messenger RNA. RefSeq lists its product as uncharacterized. The transcript has a single exon. NCBI's taxonomy places the organism in Eukaryota, Euglenozoa, Kinetoplastea, Trypanosomatida, Trypanosomatidae. The record is from RefSeq and is a predicted model, not a curated record. The coding region runs from base 1 to 675 and encodes 224 amino acids.
AUGUUGCCAGUCACGUGGGAUAUGCUUCUUGUUUUCCUUUUGAAUUUCUCUUUGCAUCUUCCGAGCGCUAUGGACGGCAACGUAACGUGCAGCUGGCGGCAGCGCCACGACUGCCAACCUCUACCCCUCAUGAUCUGCAGCGAUGCGGAAGCUGCACGUGCGCAUGCGGAGGCCGCCGCUGCCGCGAGGGCGGAUGGCAGUGCAGCAACGACAGCAGUGGUGCUUGACGACGCAAACAAGGCAGCGGUGGCCCCAUGGGUGGAAGUGCAGUUGCAACAGCGUCUGCGGCAUCUCGUUGUCGUGAGCAACGCGCGUGUGCUGGAGCUACAUGUUGGCGAAACCGUCAUUCAUACGCAUGAAGGGACUGUCGUUGCAGCAGGUUUGUUCCUUCACGACGCCGAGUGUGACGUGGUCGCUGGACAGACGCUUAAGCUGAAGUUUUUUGCACGAAAGACAAAGCAAAUUAUUGAUCUCUUGUCUGUCUGCCUUGUGGUGGACACGGCGGCACUGGUCGACGACAGUAGGGGUGAUGGUGCCGCGUCUACAGUUGAAGCACGACUGCAACGAUUGGAACUGCUGUUGCAUAUGUCAAUGGAGUCAGUGGUGCUGCGGCUGAGAGACGUGGAGGCACGACUUAGGGCCUUGGAGCUUCAAGCGGGUGAGGGGCGCCGAUGA